Molecule: messenger RNA, 1354 nt
Organism: Cantharellus anzutake
Lineage: Eukaryota; Fungi; Basidiomycota; Agaricomycetes; Cantharellales; Hydnaceae
Exons: 7
Coding region: 164-1099 (311 amino acids)
Biological process (GO): regulation of DNA-templated transcription
Molecular function (GO): zinc ion binding; DNA-binding transcription factor activity, RNA polymerase II-specific
Source: RefSeq, a predicted model, not a curated record
ACCCUCCUCUAGAUCGUAAUCUACUUGGAUGAGUAUUUGGCCCGCCGCGCGGGUGUUGAAUCCCAUAUAAUUCCAUUUGGGCGCACCGCCUCUCAACUCACUCUUGAUCCAUUCUCCUUCUCUUUCCCUACAUAAGUCGUAUCCCAUUCCAGUUGGCACAAUCAUGGGUCGGAGCAAUCGGACCAGAGUGACGACGGAUAAGCACGGUUGUCUAUUGUGCAAAAUUCGGCGGAAGCGGUGCCCCGAACCCCAAUCCGGCAGGCCUUGUAGUGAGUGUGGGCGACUUCAACUGCACUGUUCACAGUGCUAUGGGCCCGGCACGCCCGUCUGGCUUGAUGAAAGUGCCAAAAAAAGGGUCAUGGCGACCAUUCGAGACUGGACGAUGAGGCGAUCGUAUCAGCGUGCCACAAAGCAAUCGCCUCCCGACCUGCAAGACCUGUUCUUGCGACUGCAGCAGGAGUUCGAAGGUGUACAAAUGGCACCGCCAGAGCAACCAGUUUCUCCUCCCAGCACUAACCACAUUCCAUGGUCAAUUUCACUGGCGCCAGCCUUCCCGUCACCGCAAUUCUCUACCGGUGCCCCCAUUACUGUCGACGAUAAUUACAGAAUCAACGGACAAAAUGAAGCCACUCGCAUGUUACAUCUUGAUUUAGGCGCGUUAGAUGUCCUAGGGGCCUCUGAUUCUUCUCGACUCCACUUUGGUUCGCCAUGGAUGGGGGGCGCCGUUCUGAUGCCGCCGGCUGAACACUAUGUUCAACAACACCCCUUUGAAGCGGCACUCCCUCCUGAUAAUAUCAGAUCAUCUGAUUCAAUGGGACUAACUUCUACGUCGCACAGCGGUUCUAACUUCGCAAUAGGAACGCCGUCCCCGCAAUUCAUGCUCCUGCAGCCACCCCUUCAAGGACGCCGCCACGCGCCUUCCCCAGUAAGCGUCCCGGGCCCCACUCCCGAACCCUACCGGGAAGGACAAGCUGGCCCUGGACCCUCAACGCAGGCGAACCGAAGCCUCAGCCGCCGGCAAAUGCGAUACUUCCCCAACCAAAGUGCGAGGCUGUACAGCAUAUUGUCGGUGGACGAGCCCCCUUGUUUGAUGCCCUGAUCAUGUAGGAUCACCUCUCUGUCCAUGGCUUCAGCAUACGAUACAAAAAGGAUCUAUAUUUCCAAAUGGCUAUCCCCACACGGUACCCGGAAGCUAACCGCGGUUACUGCCAAAGACAUCUUUGGACUUCGAACCAAUGCACCCAAUGCACCGUGAUUCCCAUCAGGACGUUCUGACUCAUUUCCUUCUGAUUUUAAUCGCCAUUUGUCAAGUUUGGUCCCGCGUGGUGUACGACCUUGUCCUCAUUAGACACUA